Molecule: messenger RNA, 2260 nt
Organism: Nymphaea colorata (pocket water lily)
Lineage: Eukaryota; Viridiplantae; Streptophyta; Magnoliopsida; Nymphaeales; Nymphaeaceae
Product: probable glycosyltransferase At5g03795
Exons: 4
Coding region: 148-1797 (549 amino acids)
Molecular function (GO): glycosyltransferase activity
Source: RefSeq, a predicted model, not a curated record
AUUGCAUGCUUUCGACAGGUGCCAAUCUUUUCGGCCAAUGGAGGCCUUGUCAAGAUCGCCAUGUGUUCCUGGAUACUUCAGCCUUUUUCUGGCUGAAAACAGAAAUCGAAGCAGGGAGAGGGAGAGAGACAGAGAGACAGAGAGAAGAUGAGACUGUUCUGGAGCUCGUCUUCCUCUUCUCUGGUGUUGUUGGUACCUUUGAUAGUUGUAGUUCUGGUGGUUUCCGUAGUUGAUCCGAGCCACUCUUGGUUAGCAUCAAAGCUUCCAUGGAUAGACUCACCACUCCUUUCUUCUUCCUCUUCUUCUUUGUUAAAAUCUUCUGUCAGAUAUUCAUCACCGCCACCCCAGGCCUUGCAUGCCAGAGAGGGCAUCACACCAGAAGUACAGCCUGUAUUUUCUUCUUUCUCAGUGGCUCUUUCGCCGUCGCCUCUGGCUUUGCAUGAGACACAGGAGAGUCCCCUACCGAGCCCUGCUCUUCCGGUGUUCCAGAAUUCUACUUCCUUGUCAUCUUCAUCUCUGCCUCCAACCAGCGCCGCCGCACCACUUGCUUCUCGACAGGCUGCACAAAGGGAGGAUGUAAACCUUGACAAAGUGGAGAGCAGGAGGAAGAGGAGAUUCAGUAAAUUGGGUCAAAUUGAAGCAGCUCUUGCACGAGCUAGAACAGCCAUCCGAGAUGCUUCUCUUUAUGGAAAUCAGACUUCCAUAAUAGACGCAGAUUACACCCCUUGGGGACCAAUUUACAGGAAUCCAUCCAAGUUUCACAGAAGCUAUAUUGAAAUGGAGAAAGUAUUUAAGAUCUAUGUAUACAAAGAAGGGGAGCCUCCAUUGGUGCAUGAUGGCCCAUGCAGGAGCAUAUACUCUACGGAAGGUCGAUUCAUUCAUGAGAUGGACAAAGGAAAUAGAUUCAUUACAAAGGAUCCAGAAGAAGCUCAUGCCUUCUUUCUCCCCUUCAGUAUAGUAAAGAUGGUCCGCUUCAUUUACAACCGCCACAGGCGCGACGCCGGGCCAAUCAAGCGCUUUGUGGCCGAUUACAUCGAUGUAGUUUCGAAGAAAUAUGGGUAUUGGGAGAGAAAUCUCGGUGCAGAUCAUUUCAUGGUUUCCUGCCAUGACUGGGGGCCGAUGGCGUCUACUGCGAACUCCUAUCUUUACCACAACUCAAUUCGAGUCCUUUGCAAUGCUAACACCUCUGAAGGGUUCAAUCCAUCCAAAGAUGCUGCUCUGCCAGAAAUCAAUAUGAGAACUGAUAAACUGAGCAGGAUGAUUGGAGGUCCGUCGCCUUCUCGCCGGCCGAUCCUUGCUUUCUUUGCCGGAGGAGUGCACGGUCCGAUCAGGCCGGUCCUGUUGGACCAAUGGAAGGACAAGGAUAACGAUGUCAGGGUCUACGAGUACCUGCCCAAGAACCUGAAUUACUAUGAUCUGAUGAGGAAGAGCAAGUAUUGCCUCUGCCCAUCAGGGUAUGAAGUUGCAAGCCCGAGAAUUGUGGAAGCCAUCUACCUGGAGUGUGUACCGGUCACCAUCUCAGAGGGCUACGUGCCUCCCUUCAGCGACGUGCUGAACUGGAACUCGUUUUCCGUCAACGUGCCGCUGUCGGAGAUCGGAAACUUGAAGAAGAUCCUGAUGGGGAUCUCAACGAGGAGGUACCUGACGAUGCACAGGAGAGUGAAGCUGGUGCGGAGGCACUUCAUGGUGAACAGCCCUCCAAAGAGAUAUGAUCUCUUCCACAUGAUCCUUCACUCUGUGUGGCUCAGAAGACUCAACCAACGGCCGGGUCUUGGCUUGCAAGAGUUAGACAGAUGAUGAUUAGAACUGUAAAAUCACUACUCUUACGAUAUAUUCUUGUAUUCUUUCUGUUUGUUUACUUUGUCUCCUAUUUUUGAACGAGAGCUUGGUCUCUUUAGAGGAGCUUCCGUCGGCCGACUGCAGUCUUUCAGGUUAGAGAUGACGAAUUGGUAGCAGUCCCUGUAACUCCAUCCUACCAAAAAGAGAAAGGAAGAAGAAGAGAAAAGGAAAACUGAAAAGGGAUAUGACAUGAUUCUUCCGUGAAACUACUGAUAUCAGGUUUCUAUGCUAUCUGAUAGCUGCCGAGACCUUUUACGGUGUAAACUCAAAAAACCUGUGGAUCUCUCUCUAGUCGGGUAAGAGAUAGAGAUAGCAGAAUGAAAAUAAAGAAAGCUUAUGAAUUCUACCAAACAUUGUCAAAAGAUUUAACAUUUACAUUGUGAUAGAAGACCGAAUGAGAAAACAUAAGUACAUUAACAUA